AUGACGACGCAGCAUGGCAGAAACGAGACGGGAGAUCAAACAAUCCAGCAGUACUGUCAGAAGAUUAAAUCACUAGCCGAUCUACUAAGCAAUGUAGAUGCACCAGUCAAUGAAAGGACUUUGGUUAUGUACCUUCUCAAUGGCCUCAAUGAGAAGUACGUCAACAUCAUUAACAUCAUCAAACAUAAAGAUCCCUUCCCCACUUUUGACAAUGUGAGAUCCAUGCUGGAUAUGGAGGAAUCACGACUCAACAAGCCAAGGAGGGCAACGGCUUCACACAUGGAUAUGUCUUCUUCAUCAACAGUUCUUGUAGCGACUGAGACUCAACCCCAACAGACCAGAAAUCAACCUCAGCGUAACAACAACAACUACAGAGGAAAGAAGAACAACCGUUUCAGAGGAAACAGAGGCAACUUCAACAACUUUCUGCCUCAAUAUCCCAUCUGGAUGCCUCCAACCUUCUGGAGGGGUCAGUACAAUGCGUGGCCUCAGAAGUUUGCGAACUGGAAGCUCCAACAUAUCGUGGAUCCUCUGCUCCUGCAACUCAAACUCAGCAAGCGCAUCUGA
This is a messenger RNA of Brassica oleracea var. oleracea, 567 nucleotides long. RefSeq lists its product as uncharacterized. The transcript has 2 exons. The record is from RefSeq and is a predicted model, not a curated record. The coding region runs from base 1 to 567 and encodes 188 amino acids. Lineage: Eukaryota; Viridiplantae; Streptophyta; Magnoliopsida; Brassicales; Brassicaceae.